Molecule: messenger RNA, 460 nt
Organism: Polyodon spathula (Mississippi paddlefish)
Lineage: Eukaryota; Metazoa; Chordata; Actinopteri; Acipenseriformes; Polyodontidae
Product: ras-related protein Rab-11A
Exons: 4
Biological process (GO): exocytosis
Cellular component (GO): recycling endosome
Molecular function (GO): GTPase activity; GTP binding
Source: RefSeq, a predicted model, not a curated record
UGUACGUUUUCUUGAGCUCUGCUUUACUUAUGCGGUCUAGUUGUCAGUGAAUAAAAACACAUCUUGAGCGACACAACAAAAGACGACUGAAAAAGCUCUGGCAAUAGGGGAAGCCACGGUUGGAAAUAUGGGCAACAGAGACGAUGAAUACGAUUUCUUGUUCAAAGUGGUGCUGAUCGGUGACUCUGGGGUGGGAAAGAGUAACCUGCUUUCCAGAUUCACACGCAACGAGUUCAACCUGGAGAGCAAGAGCACCAUCGGGGUGGAGUUCGCCACCCGCAGCAUCCAGGUGGACGGCAAGACGAUAAAGGCUCAGAUCUGGGACACAGCCGGGCAGGAGCGCUACCGAGCCAUCACGUCGGCGUACUAUCGGGGUGCGGUGGGCGCUCUGCUGGUCUAUGACAUCGCCAAGCACCUGACCUACGAGAACGUGGAGCGCUGGCUGAAGGAGCUGCGGGAC